AAGGUCGGCCAUCACUUGGUGGCGCCGGUGGAGUACCUGGAGCGCGCAAACCAAGCCCUCUACGACGACUACGACGCCACGGAAGAGCUGUUCACGCCGUUCCAGGUGGGCUCCAUAGACCACGCGUCCACCUCCGGCUUCUGCAUCGGCAUGAAGUUGGAAAGCGAUCGAUCCGCUCAACCUGUCCUCGAUCUGCGUCGCCACCGUGAUGGACGUGCUGCGAUGCGGAUACAUCAUGAUCAGGAUCGACACGUACGAUUCGGACGCGACGGGCGCCGAUUGGUUCUGCUACCACGUCAAGUCGCCCUGCAUCUUCCCCGUGGGCUUCUGCGAGAAGCACGGCAUACCCCUGACGCCGCCCAAAGCUUACGACCAGGACACUUUUGUCUGGUCGGAGUACCUGCGCGAGACCAACAACCAGGCGGCUGAUCCGUCCCUGUUCAACAACUACGUGCCCCUGCACGGCUUCGUGGCCGGCAUGAAGAUCGAGGCGGCCGAUCUGAUGGACCCGCGUCUGGUGUGCGUGGCGACCAUCGCCAAAGUGGUGGGGAGAAUACUGAAAGUGCAUUUCGAUGGGUGGGAGGACGAAUACGACCAGUGGCUGGAUUGCGAAAGUCCCGAUAUCUAUCCCGUGGGUUGGUGUCAAAGCGUGGGGCACAAGUUGGAAGGUCCGCCCAUUGUUAAUAGGCCCAGUUUGCCGGUCAAAUCGCCCAAAGCCAAUCCGUUGCUCGCAGGCGUGAAAAAGCGCGGCCGCAAGAAGAAAAAGGACGCGAAGACGUCGACGUCGCCGUCGUCCAACAAAUUCCUUCGCUCGUCGACGGAAGAAACGCAAACGGCGCCGGCGGACGUCGCGACGACGCCGGCCGCAUCGUGGACGACGCCCACCGUCUUGAGCACCAUGAGUCUGGCGUCCACGACAACUACGGACGUCAAAGAGGAGGCGAAAGAUGAGGAGCAGGAGGGGGCGCUGGAGGUCAAGAGGGAGAAGACGGGCGAGAUGGAGGAGGACGAGGAGGAGGAGGGACCGGAAAGCGGAAGUGGCGAGCGUGGUGGAUCAGAAUCUUCCGGUUCCGGCCGAUACGGUGCCGGUAGAUCCGCCGAUCGAACGGAAAGUCACUUCUUAUGUGAAUAGCAACAGCAACAUAAGUACAAAAUAUAUACCUCGUAUAGUUGAUAACUCAGGUGGUAGCGGUGAGACUGGAGACUUGUGUCCAGAAGAAUGGAACGUUUUUCGAUGUGGCAACAGUUUUUGAGGGUCAACGAAUGCGCAAACUAUUGCGAUGCCUUCAGCAAACAAAAGGUGGACGGCAAAACGAUGUUGAACCUCAAAAAGGAGGACAUCAUAGACUACACGGGGGGGCAAAGUGGGGCCGUCCCUGAAAAUUUCGACCUCAUUCAGCAGCUGAAAAUAAAAGUGAACCCGUCGCAGCUGCGCCACAUGAAAGCGAACAUCAAAAAGUUUUUAUAGUGCCUCUAAAAAUCGACUCGAGCAAAAUUAAAGUCGUGGAGAAUAAUUGAAAACUGAAAAGAACGAAAUUGGCGAAAUUUUGAGGCGAUUAUGCUACCCAACAGCAAAAAGCUAUCUCAAUUUAAUCGAGGUAACUUUUUGUUGUAUCAAGACAAAAAUACGUUGAAAAAAACGUAAUCAUUUUUGGUUUUCAGUAAUUUCUGCUAAUUAGUCUUAGUAUAUUCUUGGGUAAUGUAUACCACAAGUAGUGAUAUUUAAGUUAAUUUUCAUUUACACUUUUUUCUCGAUUUUCUCGUUUAGUUUUUAAUUAUUAUGUAUAAUAUUUAUAUUGCGGAUUUGUGUGUGUUUUUCUCUUAUAUUAUCGAUUAUGAGUUUCGUUUUUUAGCUUUUUUUGUUCGUUCAAGAGCAGAA
This is a messenger RNA of Brassicogethes aeneus, 1879 nucleotides long. NCBI's taxonomy places the organism in Eukaryota, Metazoa, Arthropoda, Insecta, Coleoptera, Nitidulidae. The record is from the annotation of a GenBank genome assembly.